Messenger RNA from Nicrophorus vespilloides, 6785 nucleotides. RefSeq names its product fatty acid synthase-like. The transcript is spliced from 20 exons. Gene Ontology annotation, molecular function: oxidoreductase activity; phosphopantetheine binding; fatty acid synthase activity. NCBI's taxonomy places the organism in Eukaryota, Metazoa, Arthropoda, Insecta, Coleoptera, Silphidae. The record is from RefSeq and is a predicted model, not a curated record. Gene Ontology annotation, biological process: fatty acid biosynthetic process. The coding region runs from base 131 to 6712 and encodes 2193 amino acids.
UAGCAGUGCAAGAAGACUCGCUGCAGGCAGACGUCUAGCCAAUGCAAAACCCGGCGAGGAGGUCGUGAUUACAGGUAUAUCCGGACGUUUUCCCAACUCGAACAAUGUGGAUGACUUCAAAGAAAACUUAAUGAACAAAAUGAAUCUCUGCGAUGAUGAUGAUCGACGUUGGAAACACACGCACACUGAAAUUCCAAAAUGUGCUGGAAAAAUUAACUUCAUUAAUAAGUUUGAUUUGGGCUUUUUUGGAUUGCAUCAGAAUCAAGUAAACGCAAUGGACCCACUGAUCUGGUUGGUAAUGGAAAGAGCGUACGAAGCAAUUUUCGAUGCUGGUAUGAAUCUUGAAGAUAUCAGAGGAUCCAAAACUGGAGUUUUCAUCGGAUCCUGUUUCUCAGAAGCAGAGAAGGAAUUCUUUGUAAGGAUGAUACCACAACAAUAUGUCCUUGCUAAUUGUUUUAAAUCAAUGCUUGCGUCAAGAAUAAGUUAUGCUUUGCAACUGACUGGACCAUCGAUGGUCUGCGAUACGGCAUGUAGCAGCAGUAUGUUUGCAUUAUACGAAGCUUAUAAGGCGAUUCGCGAUGGGAAAUGCGAUAAAGCUCUGGUUGGAGGUACAAAUUUAUGCAUGAAUCCAUUCCUAACUUUACAAUUUGCUCGUUUGGGUGUUCUGAAUAUGGGUUCAGGUUGUAGACCAUUCGAUGAGAAUGCCGAUGGUUAUACAAGAUCUGAAGCAAUCGUCGUUGUUCUAUUGCAGAAGAAAAUGCACUCAAAAAGAAUUUACGCAGAGGUUGUGCAUUGUAAAGUAAAUGCGGAUGGAUACACGGAGCAAGGAAUCACCUUUCCUUCGAGUGCUGAUCAAAUGAUGCUUUUAAAAGAACUUUACGAAGAGUGCGACGUCGAUCCAAGCAGUUUAGCUUUUAUUGAAGCUCAUGGAACAGGCACGAAAGUUGGAGAUCCUGAAGAGUUGAACGCCAUCGACAAAAUCUGUUGCGCCGGAAGGAAAAGUCCACUGCUCGUUGGAUCGAUUAAGGGCAACAUUGGGCAUACAGAACCCGUCUCUGGGCUUUGUUCUUUGAUUAAAGUCAUUUACGCAAUGGAAAGUGGAAUUAUACCACCUAACAUACAUUGUGACAAUCCGAAAAAGAGUAUCAAGAGUCUGGAAUCUGGCAGAAUAAAAAUAAUAACGGAGAAGACGCCGUGGCCGCAGAAUAGCAAUUUAUGUGCUUUGAACUGUUUCGGUUUUGGCGGUGCAAAUGCCCAUCUCCUACUCAAGAGACCAGAGGCCUCCAAAUGUCCUCUAAUAUCCGAUGAUCAACAACCUAGAUUGAUUUGUUACAGUGGAAGAAUAGCCGAAUCCAUGCAAUCUUAUAUGGAUUUCUUCAAAACUUCCAAACUUGACUACGGCGUAGUUGCAAUGUUUCACAAUCUUUUCAAAUACCGAAUUUUGAAUAAUGGAUAUAGGGGAUUUUCACUGAUUGACUCAAGCGGAGAACUGUACAGUUCUUUUAAAUAUUCACCUAACGACCCGAUGGAUCUGCAUUUGUAUUUGGGCGGUACCAAGGAUUACCACGUGAACGUAUUAAAAGAAAUGGAGAAAUUAACUUUUUUUGCUAACUUAAUAGACCAGUUCAAGGUCGUGUUGAAGAAGAACGAAAUUACAGAUGAUAUUUAUAAGCUGGGAAGGAACGCAGUCUUUGCCACCGUAUGUCUACAUUAUUGCUUGAUAGAGACAUUGAAAUCAUUGAAUAUUGUGAUCACCUCGAUAUAUUGCACAUCUUUAGGUGAAUUCACCGCCGCUUAUGCCGCAGGUGUAUUAAGCUUGAAAGAGACUAUAUUGUCGGUAGCUACGGUUACCAACAUUUUUGUUGAAAAAAAUACAUCAGAGACUGAUCUUCCUAGAAUUAUGGUGCAACAGUUAAGUGAUGUGUUGCCAGUGAAAAUAGCGAAGAAAACGAUAGUGCAGACACCUAAGAGUAAUAUCUUUGAUUAUGGUUCUGCUGAAUACUUUGUAUACAACAUAUUGAAUCCAUCGGUACUUAAAGAAUAUCGGUGCGAUGGUCUAAUAUUGGGUGUGGAUUUUGAUGUGAAUAUGAUUGAGAAUGUUCAAAUAUUGAAAAUGAUUCAACAAGGUUUGAAGAUAAACGAUAUACUUAUUAACUUCGGUCGGCUAUAUGAGAUGGGAAUUGAUGGAGAUUGGAGCAAGUUGUAUUCGAAGGUUCAGUGGCCGAUCAGACGAGGAUCUCCAAUGCUUUCUCCAUUGAUUAGGUGGAAACAUGACAAGGAUAUGAAAAUUGUUUUGUAUUCGAAAGAAAAUAAGCAUGACCCAGAAAAAUAUAUAAAUAUAUCCAUUAUUAAUAUUGAUUUGAUGUUUUACAAAGGACACGUCAUCGAUGGGCGAACACUGUUCCCCGCGACCGGCUAUUUAUUUCAGAUUUGGGAAUUCUACGCUUCAAUCAACCGACUUCUUCUCGAAAAUAUUAAUGUGUGCUUUGAAGAAGUCAAGUUCCACAGGGCGACAACAUUUGGAAAAGAUGGAAAUAUUUCACUCUACUUAGUUCUUCAUAAAAGUGGAUAUUUCGAGGUAUCUGAAAGUAAUGCCACAGUAGUCACCGGGAGAAUAUCAGAAGUGAAAAAUACCGACAUCGUUUUUGAAGGAAAAGCGAAUGAUGCAAAUCUUCCGCUACUUAAACAUAAGGAUAUCUACAAAGAGCUAAGAUUGAGAGGAUACAAUUAUAGGGGCCCAUUUACAGCCAUCCAAGAAAUUUGCGGAAAUAAUGCAUUAAUCGAAUGGACUGGCAAUUGGAUAACAUUUUUGGAUAACAUGCUACAGCUGUUUAUCGUCCAAAAGGACACACGAAGUUUGUACGUUCCAACAGGAUUGGAUCGUCUUGUGAUAAACGGACGUGCUCAUAUGGACCAAGUCGAAGAUUUGGGAGCGGAAAAACAAUAUAUACCAGUCGAAUUAGCUUCGCAUGGAAUGAUCGUAAGAUCAAAAAAUAUUGAAAUCAGGACAAUGAAUGCAAAUGCAAUUCAACGUAAGAAACUGCCCUACAGUCCAGUUCUUGAAUCAUAUAAAUUUGUUGCAAAUGAUAUCGACGUAAAUAUGGAAACAUCCUUAAGGCUUAACACUCAUAUAAUAUUAGAAAAUAAGUCGGUGAAUGUGUUAAAAAUCGUCGAAAGAUUAAACGAAAACUCUUCAUCUCUACAACCUGUGAGCAAAUACAUUCAAGAUAUUUUAGGGGAUUUGCCUUUAAUACAAUCGGAUAUAAUUAUUAAAACCAAUAUGAAUAUCGACAAUGUUAAAGGUAUUGAAAUAUUACAGGAAAAGGUAGAAGAAAAGAACGCAUUGAUAUACGUAGGUUCUAAUAUAUUGGGCGACACUAAAAAUACAAGAGAUGCUCUUACGACCAUUACUGAUGAUGGUUACAUAAUAUCCAUAGAGAAAACUGAAUUAUUACAUCCGGAUAAUUUAACAAUUUUGACUAAACAUAAAUUACCUUCUGGAGAAUUCAUGUAUCUUUUAAAGAAAACCGAAGUGUAUCAAGAACCUAUUUGCUUAAAAGUAAAUAACGACUUUAACAGCUGGUUACCAAAUUUGCAAAACCAUUUGAAAACUGGGAAAAAAGUAUUGCUGUACAGUGAGAAUGACACAGCGAACGGCAUUUUAGGUUUAGUUAACUGUUUGAGGCGAGAAGUUUCCCAACACAAUUUAUCUUGCGUUUUCAUCCAGGAAGGAAACAAUAACUUUGCCCAUACUAAGACGUUUUUUAAGAAGCAACUGGAGAAAGGUAUGGCAAUAAAUGUGUUGAGAGGAAACACUUGGGGCACCUACAGACAUGUACUGUUAAGCAAAGUAGGUAAAAAGGAUUACAGUAAGUGCAAUCAUUACUACGCGAAAGUGUUGAGCAUUGGCGAUUUGUCCUCAUGGUCCUGGGUCGAAGGAUAUUAUCAGAAAGAUGACAUUUUAAACAACAGCAAUUUAAUUGAAAUUUACUAUUCGGCAAUCAAUUUUAGAGAUGUGAUGAUAGCUUCCGGUAAAGUAUCCGCUGAUGGUAUAACAAAAAAUAGGCUUUCGCAUGAAUGUUGUUUGGGCUUUGAGUAUUCAGGGAAGAAACAGAACGGUGAAAGAGUUAUGAGCUUUGUAAGCGGUGGUGCUAUAUCAAACAUAAUUGAAUGUGAUCCUCUCCUGACAUGGAGGAUUCCAGAUCAAUGGAGUCUGGAAGAGGCAGCCACCGUACCAGUCGUUUACCUUACAGUCAUCGUCGCAAUGAAAUUGAGAGGAAAAUUAAAGAGAGGCGAAUCCGUGUUGAUUCAUUCUGGAACGGGUGGGGUUGGCCAGGCGGCUAUAAACUACGCUCAUCAUUGUAGUUGCAACAUUUUCGUGACUGUCGGCUCAAUGGAAAAGAAGCAAUAUUUGCUCCAACAUUAUCCGUUCUUAAAGGAAUCGCAAAUAGGAAACUCCAGGGACACGACUUUCGAGCAGAUGGUGUUCAGGGAAACGGACGGACGAGGUGUAGAUCUAGUGUUGAAUUCGUUAGCUGAAGAGAAACAGGUGGCGUCUGUAAGGUGUCUGACAGUAGGAGGCCGCUUCUUGGAAAUAGGAAAGUUCGAUUUGGCGAGUAACAAUCGCUUAACUUUGGAUUUGGCAGCGAAAAGUUGUACAUUCCAUGGCAUUAUGUUGGACUUGAUGUUGAUGGCUCCCGACUCAUUGAAAACUCAAUUAUACGAGGAAUUUGCAGCGGGAAUCAAUGCUGGUUUCGUCAAACCUCUAUCUACGACGGUAUUUGAGAAAGAAAAUCUCGAGGAAUCCUUCAGGUACAUGUCAACCGGCAAACACAUGGGUAAAGUUCUUAUAAAAAUCAGAGAUGAGACUGUUUCCCGUAUUAAGAACGAGGAAGAGAACAUGGUUUUACCCAGAUUCUAUUGCGAUCCAAAGGGAACCUACAUCAUCCUAGGAGGUUUAGGAGGUUUCGGUUUGGAAUUGGCAGAUUGGUUGGUAUUGAGGGGCGCAAAAAUAUUGGUUUUAUCUUCAAGAACUGGAGUUCAAACAGGCUACCAACAACAUAGAAUCAGAAUCUGGAGAUCGUACGGUGUUAAAGUGGUCAUCGCUCUUGAGGAUAUAUCUACGUACGAGGGCUGCGAAACGCUUAUGAGAAACGCUGAAGCAGAGGCACCUAUGCGCGCCAUAUUUAAUCUGGCCGUUGUUCUUAAAGAUGCGAUGUUCGAAAAGCAAACUGUUCAGAACUUCGACAUUUCCAUGUCACCAAAAGCUACAGCUACAGGACACUUUGAUAAGAUCACACGUCGAUCGAAGACCUUGAAACAUUUCGUGGUCUUCUCGUCAGUUUCGUGCGGCAGGGGAAACCCCAGCCAGACCAAUUAUGGAAUGUCAAACUCUGUAAUGGAACGAAUUUGCGAGUCACGUUUGAAGGACGGUUUUCCGGCGCUCGCAAUUCAAUGGGGAGCAGUCGGCGAUGUCGGAUUAGUUGCAGACAUGCAGAAAGAGCAAAGUGAGAUCGCUAUUGGUGGCACACUUCAGCAGCGAAUCUCCAAUUGCUUGGAAGUUAUGGAUCAAUUGUUAUAUCAGAACGAAGCAGUUGUAUCGAGUAUGGUUGUAGCGGAGAAGAGUGGCCUCGGUAACGCCGAUAAUGUUGUGGAUGCGGUUCUCAACAUUAUUGGCUUACGAGACUUGAAAACGAUAAGUUUGAACAGUACAUUGGCGGAACUCGGCAUGGAUUCUAUGAUGUCAGUGGAGAUUAAACAGACUUUGGAGAGGGACUACGACAUAUUUAUGCAGGUUCAGGAUAUGAGGAAUUUAACAUUCAACAAAUUACUGGAGUUGAAUGAAUCCAAGGGACAUAUUAACACAUCCAAUAUUAAUGAUUCCUUUAAAUUAUUGAUAGAUAAAUUCCUGGAUUCUACAGAUCUAGAGUCAUCUUUGAUUCCGUACAAAAAUGCAAUGACAAGCGACGAUUUUGUUUUAGUUUUCCCCGGAAUCGAGAGCACUUGUUUAGGAAUGCUCCAAGUAAACGAAAAUAUCAAGAAGCCAUCAAUUUGUUUGCAAUACUCUUUUACAACAGAUGUUAUCAAAGUGGAAGAUUUAGUAGAUAAACUAUUGAAUGAUUUAGGUGAGAAAAUAACCAAAGCGAAAACUUUUAAAUUCGUCGCUCAUUCAUAUGGAACCAUCGUCGCUUUGCAAAUGGCUCAUCGGUUAGAAAAGAUGGGUAAAACUGGUAAAAUCGUAUUAAUAGAUGGAUCACCAGAAUUGAUGAACAACUUCUUUGAACUUUUAUUCAAAUCAAGCAAUUUGGAAACUACCUUAAUGUUGCUUUUAAUGUCCCAAUUUACUUCACCGGAAACAAUAAUAGAAUUAUCAGAAUCAAUAGCCGCAGCUAAAGACUUCAAAGAGCGCCAACAGAUUGCGAUUAGUGCUCUUCCUGAAGAUUCUGCGAGGAUUAAGAAUGUAGUAAUUCGAAUGAGUCAAGUCAUUUUGAAUUUAGUAAAAUCUAUGGAAACUUACAAAGUAUUCCAAGGGAAGCUUAAAUCAGAAAUCGUAUUGUGCAAACCGACGAUUCUCACUGUUGCAAAUAUUUCCGCAGACUACAAAUUGGGCGAGCUGAGUGAACAACCUGUAAGAAUCGUUGUCCUCGAUGGUGAUCACAGAACCAUUUUAGAAAAUGGCAAAUUACAUGAAGAACUGAAUACAAUUUUCUAAGUUAAAUUACGAAAAAGUAAAAUAUAAUGGAAUUGCUAGGAGUGUAGGGAAAGUAUUAUUAGUGGAAAAUAAU